AUGGAUCUCUUGACCUAUGAUGAUGUGCAUGUUGACUUCACUUGCGAAGAGUGGACUUUACUGGAUCCUUCCCAAAAGAUUCUUUACAAAGAUGUGAUGCUGGAGACCUACAGGAACCUCACUGCUAUAGGAUACAGUUGGGAAGACCAUAAUGUUGAAGAACACCAUCAAAGUUCUAGAAGGCAUAAAAGGCAUAAAAGAAGUCAUACUAGAGAGAAACCUUCUCAAUAUACUCAAUGUGUUAAAGUCUUUGCAUUCGACAGUCAUCUUCAAAAACAUAAAAGAACCCAUACUGGAGAGAAACCCUAUAACUGUAAUCAAUGUGGUAAAACCUAUGGAAAACAGGGUCAUCUUCAAAUACAUAAAAGAACACAUACUGGAGAGAAACCCUAUGAAUGUAAUCAUUGUGGUAAAGCCUUCUCUACACCAGGUAUUCUCAAGUCACAUAGAAGAACACACACUGGAGAGAAACCCUAUAAAUGUAAUCAAUGUGGUAAAACCUAUGGACAACAGGGUCAUCUUCAAAUACAUAAAAGAACACAUACUGGAGAGAAACCCUAUGAAUGUAAUCAUUGUGGUAAAGCCUUCUCUACACCAGGUAUUCUCAAGAAACAUAGAAGAACACACACUGGAGAGAAACCCUAUAAAUGUAAUCAAUGUGGUAAAACCUAUGGACAACAGGGUCAUCUUCAAAUACAUAAAAGAUCACAUACUGGAGAGAAACCCUAUGAAUGUAAUCAUUGUGGUAAAGCCUUCUCUACACCAGGUAUUCUCAAGAAACAUAGAAGAACACACACUGGAGAGAAACCCUAUAAAUGUAAUAUGUGUGGUAAAGCCUUUGGACUAAAUGGUUCUCUCCAAAUACAUAAAAGAUCACAUACUGGAGAGAAACCCUAUAAAUGUAAUAUGUGUGGUAAAGCUUUUACACAACAGGGUUCUCUUCAAAUACAUAAAAGAACACAUACUGGAGAGAAACCCUAUGAAUGUAAUCUGUGUGGUAAAGCAUUUGGAUAUCAGAGUUCUCUUCAAAUGCAUGAAAGAACACAUACUGGAGAGAAACCCUAUGAAUGUAAUCUGUGUGGUAAAGCCUUUGGACAAAAAGAUUAUCUUAAAAUGCAUAAAAGAAUGCAUACUGGAGAGAAACCCUAUGAAUGUAAUCUGUGUGGUAAAGCUUUUACACAUCAGGGUUCUCUUCAAAUGCAUAAAAGAACACAUACUGGAGAGAAACCCUAUGAAUGUAAUCAGUGUGGUAAAGCCUUUACACGACAGGGUUCUCUUCAAAUGCAUAAAAGAACACAUACUGGAGAGAAACCCUAUGAAUGUAAUCAGUGUGGUAAAGCCUUUACACGACAGGGUUGUCUUCAAGUGCAUAAAAGAACCCAUACUGGAGAGAAACCCUAUAAUUGUAAUCAAUGUGGUAAAGCAUUUGGAUAUCAGCAGUCUCUUCAAAAGCAUGAAAGAACACAUACUGGAGAGAAACCCUAUGAAUGUAAUCUAUGUGGCAAAGCCUUCUCUAGACAGAGUAGGCUCCAAGCACACAGAAGAACCCAUAUUGGAGAGAAACCCUAUGAAUGUAAUCAGUGUGGAAAAGCCUUUGUAUGUUCCAGUAGUCUUCAAAGACAUAAAACAACACAUACGGGACAGAAACCCUACGAAUGUAAUGAAUGUUGUAAAGCCUUUGGACAAAAACGUCAUCUUCAAAGACAUAAAAAAACACAUACUGGAGAGAAACCCUAUGAAUGUAAUCAAUGUGGUAAAGCCUUUGGACAAAAAGAGUAUCUUCAAAUGCAUAAAAGAACACAUACUGGAGAGAAACCCUAUAACUGUAAUCACUGUGGUAAAGCAUUAGCUACAAAGAAAAAUCUCCAAUUACAUAUAAGAACCCAUACUGGAGAGAGACCCUAUGAAUGUAAUGUGUGUGGUAAAGCCUUUACCCAACAGGGUUAUCUUCAAAUGCAUAAAAGAACACAUACUGGAGAGAAACCUUAUGAAUGUAAUCUUUGUGGUAAAGCCUUUGCAUUUCCCAAUAACUUCCAAAUGCAUAUAAAAACACACACAGGAGAAAAACCUUAUCAAUGUAAUCAAUGUGGUAAAGCCUUUGUACAACAGGGUGGUCUUCAAAUUCAUAAAAGAACACAUACUGGAGAGAAACCCUAUGAAUGUAAUCUAUGUGGUAGAGCAUUCUCUACACAGAAAAUUCUCAAAUUACAUACAAGAACCCAUACUGGAGAGAAACCAUAUGAAUGUAAUCAAUGUGGUAAAACCUUCUCUACACAGAGUAGUCUCCAAGCACAUGGAAGAACCCAUACUGGAGAGAAACCCUAUGAAUGUAAUCAGUGUGGUAAAGCCUUUGCAUUACGUAGUAGUCUCCAAGGACAUAGAAAAACACAUACUGGAGAGAAACCGUAUGAAUGUAAUCAGUGUGGCAAAGCCUUUGCAUUUCACAAUAAACUCCGAAUACAUGAAAGAACACACACUGGAGAGAAACCUUAUGAAUGUAAUCAAUGUAGUAAAACCUUCUCUACACAGAGAAGUCUGCAAGCACAUAGAAGAUCACAUACUGGAGAGAAACCCUAUGAAUGUAAUCAGUGUGGUAAAGACUUUGUCUAUGCUAGUAGUCUUCGAAAACAUUUGAAAAAACCAUACUGCAAAGAAAUCCGAUAAAUAUAGUCAGUGUUGUAAAGUUUGCAUUUUAUACAGAAAUAAACUUUUUGUGUGCAAUUAAUCCAUUAAAGCCUUUGCAUAGUACAAUAGUAUUUGGGGACCUGAAAAAAAAUACUGGGGAAUUCUUAAUAUAAAGUAUUUAUUAGAUGUUUAGUCAACACACUUACAUUCAAUUAUACAACAGUAUUCUGUAGAAAAAAAUUGACAGUGUCAACAAUCUGUUCAAGAUUUAUGAUGUCAACUUUAAUAUUGUCUGCACCUGCAAACUCAUGGAAAAAAUAAAUUUGUGAAUUUAUGAA
Molecule: messenger RNA, 2963 nt
Organism: Peromyscus leucopus (white-footed mouse)
Lineage: Eukaryota; Metazoa; Chordata; Mammalia; Rodentia; Cricetidae
Product: zinc finger protein 431-like
Exons: 6
Coding region: 1-2664 (887 amino acids)
Biological process (GO): regulation of cytokine production; regulation of immune system process; negative regulation of transcription by RNA polymerase II
Molecular function (GO): DNA-binding transcription repressor activity, RNA polymerase II-specific; RNA polymerase II cis-regulatory region sequence-specific DNA binding
Source: RefSeq, a predicted model, not a curated record